AUGGAGUUGAUGCCUCUUCGACGCGAUGCGGAGCCACUAAUGCAUUCUCAUAGCAAUGCAAGCGAGAACAAAGAUAAUCAGUACGAAUUCGGCGAUACAGACAUUCAACCGGGCCGAAACAGGCCGAAGUCAUUUAAAGAACGCUUCGUUGGCUGGAGGCGUACGCUUCUGUUAGGAUGUGUGAUUUCCGUGGUUGUACUUUUGUUCAAUCUAGGCUUCACCUUAUGGGCCGUUCAGCAUCGCCAUGUUCAAGACGGUCAAGGAGUCCUCUACGAGGGGGACUGUAAGAAGGUCCGGAAUGCUGGUGUAGGUUUUCAUUUGAUCAUUAACAUCCUAAGCACUGCUCUCUUGAGUGCGAGCAACUACUGUAUGCAAGUCUUGGGUGCACCAACGAGGAAGGAGGUUGACACAGCCCACCAAAAUGGACAGUGGCUCGACCUAGGUGUGUUGAGUUUACGGAAUUUGUCCCAAAUAACCAAGAAACGGUUCUGGCUGUGGAUUUGUUUGGCCUCUUCCUCUGUUCCUCUUCAUCUAAUGUCAGCGCCAUGCUACAUCCCGUUCUCUAUGUACAAUUCCACCGUUUUCUCAUCAGUAUCCGCCAACGCCUAUGAUGUCUUUGCUGCAAAUGGCUCACCAAAUCACACGGCUGUGUCGGUUAUAGAAUCGGACUUCGGGGAUGACGGGCACCGGCAAGCAAUUCUCAGACUACAUGCGAAAGCACAAAACGGCACUCUAUAUCGACUUGAUAAUUCUGCUUGUGUGAAUGCGUAUGCCACAGCCUUUCAGUCGACAUAUGGCAGCCUUAUUUUAGUGACAGGCAACGUCACUCCAGCCGAUCAUUUCGACCUUGUGUACACACAAUCAGUCUUUACAACCAACGUAGCUGUUGUUGGUGCAAGUGGAUAUAACUGGAUAUGCGAAGACUUGGAACAUCAUGAAUAUGCGUGGCAAUAUACUCCAUGCAUCACUUCUCUACCAGAAGUCCAAGCCCGAGUAGCAGAAAAUAAUUGGACAGUUGGUGGGUACAAACCAGAGUACUGUCUUGUUGAGGAGCCUACUCCACAUUGCAAGCUACAGUACAGUUUGUAUUUGGUGGUCAUUGUGAUCGCAUUUAAUAUCGUGAAGGCCAUAGUCUUAUGCUAUGUCGCUUUCACCUCGAAAGACUCUCCACUUCUUACCACUGGUGACGCAGUUUCAUCUUUCUUGAGGACACCUGACCAAUCCUCGCGAGGCAUGUGUCUAUUGCCUAUGGAAUCUGUUAGGCAACCAGCCAAAUACAGAAGAACCAUGACCUUUGAUGCAAAACCAAGAAGAUGGCGGUCGGCUAUCUCUCGAAGGAGAUGGUCAUUUGGUAUCGCAUGCUAUUCAAUCGCUCUUGGAGCCUGCGGUAUCCUCCUUGCGCUCGGACUAACUCUCUCCUUCGACUCAACUGGUAUCUGGAGUGUCGGACUAGGGCAAAUCAGCACCCAGUCACUGAUCUCUUCUGGGGGAUACACGAUUUCGUCAGUGGUGGCCAACAGCCUAAUAGCAAACUUGCCCCAACUCGUAUUCUCCAUGCUGUAUUUUGCAUGCAACGGUCUUGUCACGACCAUGGCCCUAGCACACGAAUGGAGUCAAUAUGCAGUCCAGCGGAAAGGACUGCGCGUCUCUGCCCAGCCAAUGGGUGCACAACGGAGCACAUACUUCCUCUCUCUGCCCUAUCGCUACGCCAUUCCAUUCAUUAUCUUGUCGACGCUUGUGCACUGGCUCAUCUCCGAGAGCCUUUUCCUUGUCAUGAUCGAAGCGUACACGGGGGAUCUGGAGCGAGAUCCCAUCAACGAUAUAAUAACUUGUGGGUAUUCACCAAUCGCCAUCGUCGCAACCAUUUCAGUUGGAGCUGUCGCCCUUAGUACUCUUAUUGGAUUGUGCUUCAGACGCUUCAAUUCUGGGAUGCCGGUCACCGGGAGCUGUAGCCUGGCUAUUGCAGCCUCUUGUCAUUCUAAUGCGAGUCCAACAGACUGUGCUCGGGAGGAUGAAUCGGUAUUACCACUUCAAUGGGGAGAAGUGGGAGGGAGGGGCGACGUGAGGCAUUGCACCUUUUCCAGUGCAGAGGUAUACAUGCCACAACAUGGCUGGGUUUACCGGUAA
This is a messenger RNA of Penicillium daleae, 2127 nucleotides long. RefSeq lists its product as uncharacterized. The record is from RefSeq and is a predicted model, not a curated record. The transcript has 4 exons. Lineage: Eukaryota; Fungi; Ascomycota; Eurotiomycetes; Eurotiales; Aspergillaceae. The coding region runs from base 1 to 2127 and encodes 708 amino acids.